AUGGUCUUUUGGUUUGAUUUAGCUGAAGAUACAUUUGAUUAUGACAUAUCUCAUCCUAGAGGCGAUCAUAACUAUCCUCCUCGUUUUGGCGAACAUGCUAUGGUUGAUUUUUGGAGUAAUUUUACUGCAAGAUAUACACUAUACAAAAAUGUUUUUGUCAAUGGAAAUAGCUGUAUAUUUAAUGGUACACAUAUCAUUGAUCCUCACUUUUGUACUGGUCCUUUUUGGCUUAAUCAAUAUUAUGAGGGAAAAGUUGUAAAAUAUAUAAACAUAGCAGUUAUAUUCGGCCAUAGACAUUCUAAAAUUUCAUUUGGCCAUUUCACUCAUGACUAUAUGUUUCCGUUCAUAAUGACACCAGAUGAAGUACUUAAAUAUGCAACAAUUAUAUUACCAGACUAUACAAUAUUCGGAUAUGAUUAUAUGACAAUUUUUGGCUAUAGAAAUAAAGUUUAUUGUCUGAAAGAAGGGACAUGGGCAUACUGUAGCCAAGUUUUAAUUCCAACCCAUCCACGACCACACAAUUCCCAUUUUGGAGAGAGUGCAAGAAAAUUAAGUUGCAUAUUACGUGAGAAACUCAAUUUAAAAAAAAUAAAACCGACAAGGUAUGUUUUUAUGAACAGAUAUAAUAGUCGAGUUGUAUCGAAUCUACAGCAUUUAUAUAAUUUGACAGUUUCAAGAUACCCUGAUAUCAAAUGGGAAUAUGAAAUAGAUAAACAAGGAAGUUUGUUGACAUAUGGAAAACUAUUUUCGCAAUUUAAGGUUUUAGUUUAUCCAAAUGGAAGUAAUAUGUUAAAAUGCAUUUUUAUGGAAAAAGAUUCUUUAGUUUUGGAUAUAAAUAAUGAAAUGUGGGAUUUACCAAUGUUUGGAACUCUUCCAGCAAUCGGAAUUAAAAUGAUUGUUAUAUUUAACAAAGAAUACCAAAGAUUUUGCACUAAAGGAAAUAUAGAUCAGAAUCAAUUUAUGAGAGCAAUUGACGUCGCUUAUUAUUACAUUGUCAAUCAACAUUUCCCAGAGCCUACCAAUGGAUUAAGUUUUAUUGAUUACAAAUUCAAUAAAUGCAAUAGAUUUAAUAUAAUCAGUAAAGAAGCAUAA
Trichomonas vaginalis G3 is the source of this 1092-nucleotide messenger RNA. RefSeq names its product glycosyltransferase family. The coding region runs from base 1 to 1092 and encodes 363 amino acids. The transcript has a single exon. Lineage: Eukaryota; Parabasalia; Trichomonadida; Trichomonadidae. The record is from RefSeq and is a predicted model, not a curated record. Gene Ontology annotation, molecular function: glycosyltransferase activity.